GUUUUCUACGAGAGUUCUUUUCAAUUGGCGGCAUUUACAUCAGUCCUUCAUCUUCAUACUUUUUAAAGUGUUUUGCUUGUUGUGUUGCUCUUUAAAUGUAUUGAUUGACAAUUUCGCAUACCAUUUUCGUUCUUGCUUUAGUCGAUGUUUUCUUCAAAGACAAUGAAUUCUAAGAAACGUAAAGCUGAUGAUGAUGACAGUUCAGAUUCAAAAGAAUCCUUCAAAGAUAAAAUUAUGGAAAAUGAAUCCGCAAAUAUUAAUACGUCCAAUUGCGGAAGCGAUGAAUGUGGGAAUUCAACGGAUCAACAAACAUCAGACAAUGGCGGUUCAUCGGAAGAGCCAGGUACUAGUGAAAAAGUUUUUGAAGAACAAUGCAAUGAUUCUGUUAAUCAGUCAUCUGAUCAUCGGGAAGAACAGAAGCAAACUCGCUUAGAAGGACCUGAAACUGCUGGAGUACUACUUUUUUGUGGAGGUACAAAUUGGGAUUUGAUUGGUCGUAGAGAAUUACCCAAAAAUGCAAAAGAUGCUGUUGGUAAGAAUUUAUGGGGACCUCAUCGAUUGGCUUCUCUUCAAGGAAUUCGGGUCACAGGAGUUUUCUCUGGCAGCUGUGCUGUUCACAGUGUUAUCAUCAUUGAAGGAGGACAAGUUAUGACAUGGGGUCGAAAUGAUAAAGGCCAGCUUGGUCAUUGUGAUAAUAAGAGAAGAGAUAUUCCAACUAUUGUUGAGACUUUGAAGGACCACAAUAUUAUUUCUGCAGCUUGUGGUCGAUCGCAUACUUUAUUUCUCUCUGAAAGAGGCAUUGUGUAUGCUACUGGUGACAAUAAAAUGGGCCAGUGUGGUGUAGGAUCCCAAAAUAAUGCCAUUAAUAUUCCUACAAAGGUUUCUUUCAAAGGAAGGUCUAUUAUAAAAGUUGCUUGUGGUGCUGAAUUCAGUGUUAUUGUUGAUGUCAAAGGUGGCAUGUAUAGCUUUGGUUGCCCUGAGUAUGGACAAUUAGGGCACAACUCUGAUGGCGUAUAUUUUGUUACUAGUAACAAAUUGUCUUUCAGAUGCGAAUUAACGCCUAAGCGAAUUAUUGCAUUCAUCGAAAAGACAAGAGAAGGACAUGUGUCUUUAGUCGAUGAUGUGCAAAUAAUGAGUGUGGCUUGUGGCAUCAAUCAUACUGUUGCUAUUGACACCAAAAAGCGUUGUUACUCUUUUGGAUUUGGUGGGUAUGGGCGGCUAGGUCAUGCUGAACAAAAGGAUGAGAAAGUUCCAAGAUUAAUCAAGGCAUUUGAUGGUCCGAGGAAUGUCAGUGGCGUGAAAAAAGUUUUUGCUGGUGGUACUUACAGCAUGGCAAUUAAUGAGCUUGAUGUAUUGUUCUUCUGGGGGCAGAAUAAGAGAACCGGUGAGGCAACAAUGUAUCCCAAGCCUGUGCAAGAUCUUGUUGGUUGGCAGGUACGUGAUGUUGGAUGUUCCAAUUGCAGUAUUGUUUGCGUUGCAGACGAGAGUGUCAUUUCUUGGGGUCCAAGUCCUACUUACGGAGAACUGGGCUAUGGUGAAUCUAGGCCGAAAUCAUCAACUACUCCUCAGGAAGUAAAACCCCUAGAUGGAAUUCAUAUUCAUAAUGUUGCUUGUGGAUAUGGUCAUACACUUCUCAUUGCUCGUGAUGAUUCAGAAGAGGAAAGAAAUAAGAUCAAUCAACUGCCUGAAUAUUCACCAUGAUAGUGAUCAGUUUCUGUACAUGGUGGGUUCUGUGUUUGCAAAAUUAUUUAACUGUUGAAAGGUGCUGUUGACAUUUAAAAACCCUGGAUUGGAAAUAUAGAAUGAUGAUGAUUCUAUCCACUCUCUGAGGUGAAACUGCUGCAGCGAGAGAUUUCCCACCCUCAUGUUGUUCUUGCUGUAGCGGUUCAAGUGUGCAUUUUCAUUAUCUGACCCUAAUCCAAGAUGGCAAAAUCCAUUCCAAAAAUAAAUUUUAAAUUUUCUUCUUCACUUCAAAUUUUAUUCUGGAAAUCAAUUAAUUUUCUUUUAUUUAAUAAUUCUGCAGUAAUAACUCCAUGUACUUUUUAUAUGAAUUGAUUCAUUUUAUUAUUCAAUUAAUCAUGCUUAUUUUACUUCUUGGUAUCAUUAUUUUAUCAAACUUUUUCUGUUCAUGAUUGACUGUGUCAUAUCUGAUAAUAAAAAUAGUGUUGAAGAUAUACCCAGAAAAUGAUUAUGAACACACUUUUUAGUACCAUCUGGAUGUUUUUUGUGUAAUCAUAAUCUUUAGAAUAAUGAAAAUUUGCUAAAUUUUUAAUAAUAAUUAAAUAAAAUUUUGAACAAAUUUGUUUAAAAAAAAAAACUUGAUGCUUCCUUCUGUAUUGUUUCUUCCCAUCUCUGUGUAUGAGGAAAAUGUAGUCAUUUUUAAUCAGGACAAUAAUUCUAAAUUACUCUUAUAAUUACAAAUUAGAAAUUUAGUUCAACUAAAUAUAAAACUUCUUUCUGACUAUGCUGUUUAUAAAUUCUUUAAACAAGUUACAUUAAUGAAAAUAUCCAGAAAGAAAAUUAUGUUUUGUCCCCUGGCUCAUGAUUAAGUUUGCAAAGGAUUGAUGCUCUAUUAAUGCAAUUUUCAAGAAUAAAAUAAUUAUAUUUAUCCAGAAGAAAUGUUUUAUUGUAUUCUUGAUUAGUUUCUGUGUUUAUAAAUAGCAUAAACAUACUCAAAAUGGGCUACUCUUAGAUUAGGAGUCAGGUUUCCAUUUUAGAGUCAUGCCAAUGAUGUUUCCAAUCCAGGGUUAAAAAUUUUUCUUUUAUUUAUUAAUCAUUAAGUAAUUCAUACAUAUUCUUUUACCUAUACUGCUGUGUUAAAAAGUGAUUUAUUAUUUCAUCUUAUUUAUUUCCACUUCGAAAUUUUUACUUCUUUCCUGCAGUUUAAUAAUUUAUUUUGAUUUCUUCAACUGGGAGGAACUUUUUCUGCAAUAUUUUUUUAUUUCCAGCGUGAUGUUGCUUACAAAGCCCUUCAUUGUCAUACUUGGUGAAUACAAAGUAUUCCUUGAUUCCAAGAAAGAAGUUAUCUCAUUAACUUUCCAAUUUGUUGUUGUGUCUCAAAUUUGUAAUAAAACUAGUUACCUUGGUAAAUUUCAUUGUAUUCCUUCUUUGUUUUUCCAAGAGUGACACAAAACUAUACUAGUACUUGAUGUUAUGUCUAUACUUUUUAAGAAACUCUAAAAGUAAUAUCUAUUAUAUUAAUUUCUGUUGAUACAUUGUUGCAAAUUAAUAUGGCAUGGAUUCUUUCCUUAAUAUGUCUUUAGAAGAGAACUUAAUAUUAGCAGAUGGAUCCCAUGAUUUGUUGUGCUGCAAAGUCCCAAAGACCAGUUCUCUGUAAUCUUGAUUUGUAGAAAAUUGGGUCUAUAGCAUCUGAAUUCCUUUUAAAAAGAGAUGACCGAUUUUAUUUCAUGGAACCACAAAACAUUUUUUAAUUAUUUUAAUGGCAUUUCUAUUAAAAAUAAAUUUUUGAUUCAUUCGUUAUAUUUAUAGUUAUAUCCCAUCUAUUUAGUGCGAAAAAGUUUUUAAGAGCAGAGUAGGCAACUGGUUUUGGCAUACAUUUGUUUUAAUGCAAGCAAUGGAAGGCUUUGUGCUCACCAUGUAUCAUCAUCAGUUCUAUUAUUUGGACAGAUAAAAUGCAUAUUUGAUAUUAAAGUUUCUAUAUUUAUUCAUGUCCUGAAUUUGCACAUUUUUUGUUAAAAGAAAAACUUAGAACAGUAUUUAUGUUUGGAAAUGCACCAAGUCUUUCAGAUAAUGCAGAGAAAAAUGGAAUUUGUUCUAAGCUUAUAAACUAAUGCAAACUUCAUGUUCAUAAUUCAUUAAAAAAUCUGUUAAUUUUGUAGUUUACUUAAAAAUUAUUUACAUUUGCUGGAAAUAGGUUGCAUUUUAGAAAUAAAUAUAAUAAACAAUCAAAUGUUUAUAACACAUAUUUAUGUGGUAAACAGUUUUACAUGUACUGAAUUUGCUUAUGAGCUAUUAUAAAAGAAAGUUGUGAAUCAGUUUCUAGCUCAGGGAAAUAACUAUGAGUAUCAAAUUUCUUGCAAGAUUUUUUAAAUGAAAGUGUCUAAAACCAAUAAUGUCUGUCAUUUUUAACGUAUCAUAAUUGUUUUCACCUUUCUUGUACUGUGCAACAUAGUGCCAACAGCCAUGGGACAAUGAAUAAUGCUACAGGAUACCCAAGAAGUCCCUUUACCAUUUCCUUAUUUUGAGAACAGUAAUAAAAAUCUUUACAAAAUGAGUAAUGGAUAUUAAUAUGCUUGCCUAAUUUAAUAUGGGACCUAGUAAUUUCCCUAAUGACACUAUUCAUGACAUGAAGACAAUACUCGAUUUGGAUACUAAAUGAAAUCAUUAAGUGAUUUGGAGUCUGUAUUUUUGUUCAAUUCAGGACAUAACAUGACCAAAAUAUAGUCUGCAUAUCGUGCCUUUUGAGGGGUUUGUCUAACUGCUUCUCUUUUAUCAACAGUGUACCUGAAAUAUACAAGGACUGUGUAUCCCAAACUUUAAUAAUAACUGAUCAUGAGAUAUGUUAAUUGUUAAGGGUUUUUUUUGGAUACCCUGUUGGCAUUUUUUGUGUGAGUGUUCUAUUUAUAUAAUUACAUUCCAUUCAGAGUUUUAAACUCAUCUUAUAAAAAUAAGGAGGACCAUGAAUCAGUGUUUCCUUUUCAUUUACAUUCAUGAUAUUUUUGGUAAGAUAAAAUAACUGUGUUAUAAGUAUUAAGGGCAUAAUUUAAAUUUUUAAAUUUAAAUAAUGCCCUAUUACUUAUGAAAUAUAGAUUGCAGCUCUAAUUCUUAAUAUGUUGAGAAAUUUUUUUGUAAUUUGUUUCACUGAAGUGUGAAUGAAUGUAUUUAUGCAAUUGUGAACCAACUCCUAAUCUAAUCACUUAACUGUUUUUAAGUUCUAGAAAUGUUUUUUGUCAAUUACCUAUACAAUUUAAAAGCUGCUAUUUUAAGAGUCAAUGUCUAUAAUUAUAAAAUCUAAAGAUUAAAAACAAUUUUUAUAAAGUAAUUGUAAUUUUUUUACAUCUUACUGUUAUCUAAUUGUUACUUUUUAUUGGAAGUUGACAUUUUUAUUGUAUACAUGUACUUUAUGAGAAUGCAAAAAUUACUGUGAAAAGACAAAAAAAAAAAAAAAAAAAAAAAAAAAAGGUUAAAUUGAGUUGAGUAAAAAUUUAUUUUAAACUUUUGUUAAUUUUAUUUAUGUCUGGUUUUGUGAGAUGGUCUCAUUCAACAUUCCUUUUUCAAAAAAGUUACUUACUUAUGAUUGCAUGGUAUAGCAUUCAGCAUUUCAUUUCAUAAUAGACCAAAAGAAUGCCAUUACCUUCAUAUUAAUCCUUCAAAUAUGUCCAUUAUGGCAGGUGGGGGAGUAGUCGUGUAUAUAAUGUUGAGAAUUAAACAUAUUAGGGGUGGGGAAUGAGUGAAUAUAAUGAUAAUGUACAAGUCAUUAAAUUGAAGUAAAAUAUAAUCAGUGUUUCAUGCCAUUUCCCUUAAAACAUUAUAAAUCAAUUUAAUAAAAAAGUGAAAAGAGUCCACAAAGUUUCCUUGUUGAUUUGAGUAAAUUAGGUUUAUAACACAUUUCAGGAGUAAUACACCUACAAUGCAAUCACAAAAAAAGAUUAAGAAAUUUUGGAUUAAUGACAGAAAAUCUAUCUAAAAGUGUAGUUUGUUAUGUAAAACAAAUUUGUUGCAUAACAGACUAUAUAUUUAAUGCAAUAAUUGAUUUUGAGAAAUUCCAGCAAUAGAAUUUUUCAACAAUUAUUAUUAUUAUUAUUAAUUUUUAACAACAGUUUUGUUGUUGUUGUUUGUUUUACAAAAAAAAAAAAAAAAAAAAAGUGCAUUUGGAUAUUUAGUACAUAAGGGAAUCAAAUUAUGUUCACAAUGCUGUGAGAAAUGUAGAGAUAAAGCUUUUCUGAAAUGUAUAUUAUUUGAAAAUUUAAGAACAAUAAUGGAUAUUUUAUAUAAUACCAUUAAAGCCCUAAAAGAAGCUUCCGAUUGAAUUUUUGAUGAAAUAUGUUUUUAAUUAUCCAAAGUAGAUUCUUAUUCACUUAAUACUUCUUUUUUCAAAGUCUGUUUUUAAUAGUUGGUUCCUUAUUGCAUGGAUACAAAUUUGCAUAAACACUUAUCCUUUUAGGAUUGGUGUCAAGCCAACUUUGUAGAACAUUUCUCUUUUCAGCAUCAUAAUCAUUAUUGACACUGUAUUGCAGAAUUCAUAUAGUGAAUCAUGUUUAUAUGUGGGAGGGCUGAUAUAAAUAAUAUACAUACACACUAUCUACCAAUAAAUAAUUGGAUCUUUGAUUAAAGAGAUACACUAAUUAUUCCUAUUCAAUAGUUGAGAGAGCCACAAUCUGAGGCAAUUACAGCCUUAAUCCUCCAGGGCAGGAUUUCCAAAAGUGAUUGGAUAAUGGACAGUAGUAUUUUCUUCCAUUCGGCUUGGAGAACACAUGCAAGUUCUUUCAUCGAUUUUGGACAGUUGCUGCACCCCUUAAUUAGGAGAUCCAAUUUGUCCCAAAGGUUUUCUAUAGGAUUCAAAUCUGGACUUUGGACUGGCCAGUCCAGUCGAUUCAUCCCAUUGUCAUCAUACCAAUCCAUAGUGGACCUCGCAACAUGACAAGUAGCAUUAUCAUCCUGGAAAUAACAAUGAUUCAACCUGUAAAAAAAAUGCCACAGAGUAGGAAGUGCAUUAUCGUCUAGAAUACUGUGGAGUCGGCGUUCAGCUUACCAUGAAUUGUGAUCGUGGGAUCCAGUCCAUACCACGAGAAACAUCCCCAGGCCAUAAUUCCACCUCCGCCAAACUUUACUGUAGGCACAAUGCAUUCUGACAAAAGGAAUUCUCCUUUUGUCCGAUUGCUAGAGAUUGAACCUUGAUUCCUUACUCUAGAGAAACCUUCUUCUCAUCUACAGUCCAAUUUCGACGUGCCUUCCACCAACUCAACCGAACCACGCAGUUGGAUUUUGUAAUCAGACUUAUGAGUGGCAGCACGACCAUGGAAAGCAAGCAAUUGUGCUUCCUUGCAGAUGAUAUUUAUCGAAACAGCAAUCCUGGAUGCUUGCUGGAAUUCCUGGAGUAUGUGGGCCAUUGGUUUUGUGCGUUUUUCCGAUUUUCUUUGGACAGCACUCGUGGCUCUGCUGGGUCCAAACACAUUCCGACAAUCACCAUUGCAUUCCACUUCUUAAUCACGAAAGCCACGAUCGAUUUUGGAAUGUUUAACUAACUAGAUAUGUCCCUUAAUUAUCGACCAUUUCUAUGAUAUCCGGCCUUUCUCGAAAUCAGGCGGCUCUGAAUUUCGUUGCAUAUUGCUUGAGGCUAAUGCCAAUGUUGUUUCCUACACGUUAUUUCAGUACAGAAGGAGUGACGUAGAUCAGGACCACAGAUUCCCUCAUUUGCACGGGUGUUCAAAUACUUAUUGGUAGAUAGUGUGUGUGUAGGUUUAUAUAUAUGAUAUGAAUAAUGAAGCAUUUACUAGGAAUCUUUCUCAAUAUUCCUUUUGUAUUGCUCAUCACAGCUGCUUAUAUAUUUCAUUGUCUUAAAAUGUGCCCUUAUGAAAACGAGACUAUGGUUAUAUUUAAAGAAGAAUUAUUUUUCAUAUGUAACAGUGAUACCUACAUGUAAUGACUAAAUGCUUUGUUCUAUGGUUGGGCAUGGAUGACUUCAGUGUACAUUUCUCAGGUUGCUCUUGCACGGAGUUUCCCAUGCACUUCCAAGUUAUAGGAGAACAUUAACAUUUUACUGAUUUUUAUGAGGAUCUGAAAGUAUGUCAUUUAUUACGUUAUAUGAGUUGGUCUCUCUUUAAAAUUGAAGUAACAGGUUAAGUGGCUUUUCACAUAUGUCCGUUUAUUUCUCAGCAACAUGCUCACUAUCGGCUGUUUCUCUCUCUCUCUUUUUACCAGUCAGUGAAUGGAGAUCAGAUUUAGGAAAAGAAAUUGACUUUCAUGUCAAAAUAAUCUUUUUCUGAAUUAUGAGAACUGCUAUUUCAUUAACCCAUUGCAAUUAAACCAAAUGUUACUGUAUUUACAUACUCUCUUUUUCAUCUGGGCUUUCUGUCAUUGUCAUACAGCAUAAUGAGCAUUGGUUUUAAUUUUAAAUACUUUAUUACCAUAAUGAGCACUUAUAAAUUUUAUACAUUUGUUUUAUAAUCUCUUUACGUUUUAAAUAAAGUGAGACUUUUUUAA
Messenger RNA from Argiope bruennichi, 8163 nucleotides. Its product is annotated as protein RCC2 homolog. The record is from RefSeq and is a predicted model, not a curated record. Lineage: Eukaryota; Metazoa; Arthropoda; Arachnida; Araneae; Araneidae. The transcript has 10 exons. Bases 145 to 1701 code for a protein of 518 amino acids.